GAAAGACAGUAAGACAGAAAAAGAGAGGUGGAAGUGAGUGAGUGAGAGAUGGGCAGGGAGGUAUAAAGAGAGGGAGGGAGUAAUAUAAGAGAGGCAGCCAUAGAAGGAGAGGUGACAGAGUAGAUUAUCCUCUCCUCUCUGCCAGUCUCAUCAUGUUCAUUCUGCAGAUGUUGACUAUUGUCUCUCUCACUGUUAUCUUCCUGGCAUCUGUAGAAGCUAACGGCGUGCAGAUGCAGAGGGAUGUCCAGUGCUGUAUGUUGUACUCCCAGGGCAAGGUGCGUACCAAAGAUGUGUUGCGGUUUGAGGUGCAGACGGAGGGGCCUGACUGCAGUAUACGAGCCAUCAUUCUUUACACAAAGAAAGCAGUUAAGUGUGCAGACCCCAGUGAUCGGAAGGUGAAACGGUUAUUGAGGAAGCUCAUCUUGAGACAGAGAGCCAAGGAACAACGGAUGUGGUUCCUUUCUGAUGACAACCUGCCCGUCAUGUCAGAGGACCAAAAAAACAACUGGGUAGUUCAUAAUGUGGACUAAAAACGCUCCGUCAAAUAUGGAGGAGACCUUGUAGUCAUACGCCAAGUAAACUCUCAGCAGCUCGUUGUCUUUACUCUGCAACACCUGCUGACUCCACUUAUCUUCUGUCUCUCUUUCUACGCUCUCCAUCUCCCUGGGACCAGACCUGGGCAGCAAUACAUAUUUUAAUAGCUUUAGGUAUUUAAACAAGAACUGCACUUGAAAUAUUCCCGACAUUUGGCUGCACUCAACAGAAGAGUGUAUCUGUAAGAUAAGUUGCAAUGAUUUUUAUUUUAAAUGGCUUAUACUGUUAUUUGCCAGAGUCUGCCUGAAAGUGUCUCCCUCUAGAACAGCAUAACCACUCGUGGCUGAUGUGAAGUCAGUGAACCAGUUGUACUGAAACGAGUAUUGACAUUUAUAUAAGUAUAUCAGCAAGAUACUCUGUGCUUAUUUUUGACUUGUAUACCAUGUAAAGAGAUUUCACAAUGAACAAUAAAUUGUUUUUUUUUCACAUUCAGCUGAGCAUGAAGGAUAUUGGGGGAAAAUGUCUAUAUUAUGAGCUUGCACUUUUUUUUUAGGUAUUUGUAAUAAGGUUUAAAAAUCUGCCUUCAGGCUGUAUUUGACUGUUGGUAGAAAACUAUCAGUGGGACCAGACUAGAUUCAACCUUCUUUGUAACACAAGCAUAUUCUCAUGAUAUUUUGUCCACUUUAUAUAUUGAAUGUUUGUAAUGCUGUGAAAACUUUUCAAAUCAGACCCUAAGGCAUUGCUGACAGAUUUAGAUGUCUUUAAAUGUCUCUGCAGUCUACAUUUGUCUUUCUAAACAAUAGUCUGCCACAAAACUAUGCCAAAGUAUUCAUGUGUUGACCCAUUACAUGACUAGGCUGUUAUAACUUAGAGGGCUCAAUUGUGUUUACAAUGCACAAGCAUUGUAUUGUAGAAUAAUGCACUGUAUCACAAGUAAAAUAUUUUAUAAAUUAAACUGAAAUAAUUAUAACA
Messenger RNA from Melanotaenia boesemani (Boeseman's rainbowfish), 1506 nucleotides. It is a transcript of the gene ccl44, whose product is annotated as chemokine (C-C motif) ligand 44. Gene Ontology annotation, molecular function: chemokine activity; CCR chemokine receptor binding. Gene Ontology annotation, biological process: positive regulation of GTPase activity; chemokine-mediated signaling pathway; immune response. Lineage: Eukaryota; Metazoa; Chordata; Actinopteri; Atheriniformes; Melanotaeniidae. The transcript has 5 exons. The coding region runs from base 153 to 530 and encodes 125 amino acids. Gene Ontology annotation, cellular component: extracellular region. The record is from RefSeq and is a predicted model, not a curated record.